UAUUUGGAAAAUGCUAACCUGGACCUUCAUAAAUCAGGUACUGAUCCUAGUCAUUUAUUCCUUUUGCCAGCUCCUUGUUUAUGGUGAAGUCCAUUAUUCUAUUCCGGAGGAAAUGGUGAGGGGGUCAUUUGUAGGUAAUAUCGCAAAGGAUUUAGGCAAAGAUAACCAGCGACUAAAAACUGGGGGCGCUCGUAUUUAUACCGAUGAUGAAACCGAAUAUUUUGAUCUGAAUAUAAAUAAAGGGAUUUUAGUUGUGAAGGAGAGGAUUGACAGAGAGCAGAUGUGUCGAUCAAUCCCUGUGUGUUCAUUACAUUUUCAGAUAGUACUCGAAAAUCCGAUGGAAUUACAUCGUGUAACGGUAGAUAUUGUUGAUAUUAACGAUAACAGGCCCACGUUUCAAAAAGAUAAUAUUCGGUUAGAAAUUAGUGAGUCGUCUCUUCCUGGAGCUUUGUUUUCUCUGCCGAGUGCUAUAGACAACGACGUGGGCGUAAACACAUUGAAAUCAUAUACCCUCACACCUAAUGACCAUUUUAAAUUGAAAACAAGUACACAGUCUGAUGGAAACAGUUACGUGAGUUUAUUGCUAGAAACGCAGCUGGACAGAGAAACACAGGAGGAGCAUAUUCUCCUUUUGACCGCUGUUGAUGGAGGCGAUCCUCCGCUGUCUGGAAUACUUGAAAUUCGUAUUAUUGUUCUCGAUAUUAAUGAUAAUGCUCCUGUUUUUACGCAGGAGGUUUAUAAAACGUCUAUUCCAGAGAAUACUAUAAUUGGAUCCGUGCUUACCAGAGUUAACGCCACUGAUGCAGACAAAGAUAUGAAUGGACACAUUAAAUAUUUUUUUAAUCACAUCUCGGACAAUGCUCAAGAUAUUUUUGAACUGAAUGCAGACUCUGGUGAAAUAAAACUCAAGGGACAACUUGAUUACGAAAAUAAUAAAAUGUACGAAAUGAACAUCCAAGCUAAAGAUAUCAGUGGCCUUUUAGGUUCCGGUAAGGUAAUAGUAGAAGUAAUGGAUGUAAAUGAUAAUGUGCCGUUUAUAAAUCUUAUAUCAGUUUCUAGUAAAAUCUCAGAGGAUUCAUUGCCUGGGACUGUGGUAGCAAUGAUAAAUGUAAAAGAUAAAGACUCUGGAAGAAAUGGUAAAGUCAAUUGUUUUAUUGAUAAUAGCAUUCCAUUUAAACUGAAAUCGGCUUUAAAUAACUUUUAUAGCUUGGAAUCGGACGGAUUUCUGGAUCGUGAAAAAACGCCAAAGUAUAACAUUAGUAUUAUGGCUACAGAUGAAGGCGAACCUUCGCUAUCAGCUGCACGUACAAUUACACUUGAGAUAAACGAUGUCAAUGACAAUCCUCCACAAUUUGAACAGCAACACUACUCCACUAAUAUAAAUGAAAAUAAUACCCCAGGAUCUUCCUUUUUGUCAGUUCGUGCCAAAGAUGACGACUCAGGUCUAAACAGUAGGAUCUCCUACUAUAUUCAAGAAACCCGUCUUCAGAACAUCUCUGUGUUGUCGUUCGUGUCUGUUAAGUCAGAUGAAGGUGUCCUUUACGCUGUUCGUUCAUUCGAUUAUGAGCAGAUGAGCCAGUUUCAAGUCUCCGUGAUAGCUAAAGAUGGGGGAUCCCCGUCCCUCAGCUCAGCUGUCGUCGUGGAUGUGUAUAUUCAAGAUCAAAAUGACAAUCAUCCAGAGAUUUUAUACCCCAUUCAAAAUAAAGAAUCCCCAGUCGCAGAAUUCAUACCUCGUUCUGCAGAUAUUGGCUAUCUCGUUACCAAAGUUGUUGCUGUUGACAAAGACUCUGGAAAGAACGCUUGGCUUUCUUAUAAAAUUACCAAAGCCACUGACCAGACACUUUUUGAAAUCGGCUUAAAUAAUGGAGAACUGAGAACACUUCGACAGAUUACGGAAAAAGACCCUACAAAGCAAAGGCUAACGAUUUCUGUUGAGGACAGCGGGCAGCCUCCUCAUACGGCAACUGUGAAUGUAAAUGUUGCCAUAACUGAUAACUUUGCACUUGCUAUUUCAGAGUUCAGUGACUUAGCACAGGAGAAGAUUGAUGGUGAUCUCACAUUAUACUUAAUUCUUUCGUUGGUGAUAAUCUCGUUUCUUUUUGUUAUUUUCAUCAUAGUCCUGAUAUGUUUAAAAUUCCACAAAUGGAGGAGGUCUAAAUUUUUCAACGAAUGCGCCAACGGAACUCUCCCUGUUAUUCCUUAUUACCCUCCGCGCUAUGCAGACGUUGGAGCCACGGAAACUCUUUGUCACGUUUACAACUACGAAGUCUGCCUCACGACAGAUUCUGGAAACAGUGAAUUCAAAUAUGUAAAACCAUUGGUUCAAAGUGCUGUGGAUAAUCCUGUUGAAACGGAAAAGAAGUGUUGCGAUCCCAAAAGUGAUUUCUCAGCAGAGGAGGAACUCGUUCAGAAAAUGCAAGUCUGGAUUCAGCAGGUACUGAUCUUAUUUUUUAUAAAAUUGUCCACAUUUCUCGUAGCCUUGGAAGUUCGUUACUCUAUUCCUGAGGAAAUGGUGAAAGGGACUUAUGUUGGCAACAUUGCAAAAGAUUUAGGAUUAGAUAACCAGAGACUUAAAACAGGAAAAGCUCGCAUUUUUACAGAAGGGGACUCAGAAUAUAUCGAAUUAAAUAUGAAUAAAGGGAUUUUAGUUGUAAGGGAAAGAAUUGACAGAGAACAGUUGUGCGGGAUAAUAUCUCCCUGCUCCUUAAAUUUCCAAAUUGUACUUGAAAAUCCUAUGGAAUUUCAUAGAAUUGCCGUUGAUAUUGUUGACAUUAACGAUAAUGAUCCCAUGUUUGAAAAAGAAAACAUUCAAUUAGAAAUCUUAGAAUUAUCUCCACCAGGAACAUUGUUUUCAUUGCCUAGUGCUUUAGACAGUGAUGUGGGUGUAAACAGUUUGAAAUCAUACACUCUCACGCCUAAUGAUCAUUUUAAAUUAAAAUUACGCACGCAACCCGAUGGCAGCAAUUCUGUGAAUUUAAUGUUAGAAACGUCACUAGACAGAGAGACAAAAGAAGAAUUUGUCCUCCUUUUAACUGCACUUGAUGGCGGAGAUCCCCAGCGAUCUGGCACAGUCGAAAUUAAAAUUAUUGUGCUUGAUGCAAACGACAAUGCUCCCCUUUUUGCUCAAGAGCUUUAUAAAGCUACAGUCACCGAGAACGCCCCCAUGGGCACUGUCUUAAUUAGAGUUCAUGCUACGGACGCUGACAAAGACAUCCACGGGCGAAUUAUUUAUUUUUUCUCGCAUGUCUCUCAUAAUGCGCUGAACUUAUUCGAAAUAAAUCAAGAUUCAGGCGAAAUUAAACUGAACGGUCAAAUUGACUAUGAAAAUAAUAAAAUGUAUGAAAUGACAGUGCAAGCUAAAGACUAUGGCGGUCACGUAAGUUCCACUAAAGUGAUAAUUGAAGUACUUGAUGUAAAUGAUAAUAUACCGAGUAUAAAUUUCAUGUCUGUUUCAAGCCAAAUUUCUGAAGACGCAAUACCUGGGACAGUAAUAGCAAUUAUUAAAGUGCAAGAUAAAGAUUCUGAAAGAAAUGGAAGGGUCAGUUGCUUUAUAGAUAAUGACAUUCCCUUUAAACUUAAAUCCUCUAUAAAUCAUUUCUAUAGUUUGGAAACAGAUGCAUUUCUAGACCGAGAAAAAACAACCCGUUAUAAUAUUACAAUUGUUGCUAAAGAUGAAGGUGAGCCUCCACUUUCCUCAUUUCAUACGAUCACGUUAGACAUAAGUGAUAUCAAUGAUAAUCCUCCAAAGUUCGAAGAGCAGUAUUACAAAACGUAUGUCAUGGAAAACAAUUCCCCAGGGUCUUCAUUUUUUUCUGUGCGAGCCAAAGAUGACGACUCGGGUCUCAACAGCAGAGUCUCUUACUUUAUUCAAGAAAACCUUACCCAAAACAUUUCAGUUUCUUCUUUCAUAUCUAUUAGUUCAGAAGAAGGAACCCUUUACGUUGUCCGUUCAUUUGAUUAUGAGCAGAUAAGCCAAAUUCAAAUAUCAGUUAUGGCAAAGGAUGGAGGAUCUCCGGCUCUUACAUCCAGUGCCAUUAUAGAUGUAGUUGUUCAAGACCAGAAUGACAAUCCCCCAGAGGUUUUAUAUCCUGUUGUCAGUAAAGGUUCAACAACAGUAGAAUUUAUUCCUCGCUCUGCAGAUGUUGGCUACUUGGUGACUAAGGUUGUUGCUGUAGACAAAGACUCUGGACAGAAUGCUUGGCUUUCUUACAAAAUUGUCAAAUUCACUGAUCCGACGCUUUUUGAAAUUGGCUUAUACAAUGGAGAACUCAAAACACUUCGGCACAUUAUGGAGAAAGAUUUUACAAAGCAAAAAUUAACUAUUGCAGUAGAAGAUAGUGGGCGACCUUCUCACUCAGCAACAGUCAUUGUUCAUAUUGCCAUCACCGACAGCUUUGCAUUGGCAUUUUCAGAAUUCAAUGAUCUUGCGCAGGAGUACGGCACUAAUGGCGACCUUACAUUUUACUUGGUGCUCUCAUUGGUGAUAGUGUUCUUUCUUUUUAUUGUUUUCAUUAUUGUUUUAAUAACUUUGAAAUUUCAUAAAUGGAGGCGCUCCAAACUUUUCAGUGAAUGCGCCAAUGGAACUGUUCCGGUGAUUCCUUAUUACCCGCCCCGUUAUGCAGACAUUGGAGCCACGGGAACUCUUUGUCACGUUUACAACUAUGAAGUCUGCCUGACGACAGAUUCUGGAAACAGCGAAUUUAAAUAUGUAAAACCGUUGGUCGGGAAUGUUGUGGAUAUUGAUCUGAGUGGAACAGAAACAAAGACUCAAACUUUAAGGAAUGAAUUAACUGCAGAACAAGAAGUCACUACACCGACUGGAAUACGUUAUUGUUCUCUUCUCAUCUGGAAAAUGAAGGGCCGGACUUUCCUAAAAAAGGUACUGAUACUAAUAUUUCUAAGAUUGCCCACAUUGUUAGCUAAAGCAGAGGUUCGUUAUUCCAUUCCGGAGGAAAUGGUGAGGGGUACGUUCGUAGGUAACAUUGCAAAAGAUCUGGGAUUAGAUAGCCAGAGACUGAAAACAGGCAGGGCUCGUCUCUAUUCUGAUGGGCGCACGGAAUAUGUUGAGCUGGAUACAAAUAAAGGGAUUUUAGUUAUUAAGGAAAGAAUUGACAGAGAGCAGAUGUGUGGAUCAAAAACUCAUUGCGCCUUAAAUUUUCAAAUAGUCCUUGAGAAUCCGAUGGAAUUAUAUCGAGUUUCCUUUGAUAUCAUUGAUAUUAACGACAAUGACCCCAUGUUUGAAAAACAAACUGUUCAGUUAGAAAUUACAGAGUCGUCUCUUCCAGGAGCAAUGUUUUCACUUCCGAGUGCUGUAGACAGAGAUGUGGGUGUAAACAGUCUGAAAUCAUACAUGCUCACACCGAAUGAUCAUUUUAAAUUAAAAAUGAGUAAGCAACCCGAUGAAAGCAAUUCUGUUUCUUUAUUAUUAGAAACGCCACUGGACAGAGAAAAGCAAGAAGAACAUGCUUUGCUUUUAACUGCUGUUGACGGAGGGAAUCCUCAGCGAUCUGGGUCAGUCGAAAUAAAAAUUACUGUGCUCGAUGCGAAUGACAAUUCUCCUGUUUUUACACAGCAGCUUUAUAAAGCUGAAGUCACGGAGAACUCUCCGGUAGACACUGUCCUGAUUACAGUUAAGGCAAACGAUGCUGACAAAGACAUUUACGGAAGAGUCAAAUAUUUUUUCUCCCAUGUUUCAAAUAAUGCGCAGAAUUUAUUUGACAUUAAUUCAGAUUCCGGAGAAAUUUCUCUCAUUGGAAAACUAGAUUACGAAAGCAAUGAAAUUUAUGAAAUGACGGUGCAAGCCAAAGAUUACGGCCACGUAAGUUCUAGCAAAGUGAUAAUUGAAGUAAUUGAUGUAAAUGACAACACGCCAGUUAUAAAUGUCAUGUCAGUUUCAAGCCAAAUCUCGGAAGAUUCAUCACCCGGGACAGUAAUAGCAAUGAUUAAUGUACAAGACGAAGAUUCCAGAAAAAACGGUAAAGUAAAUUGCUUCAUAGAUAGCAAUCUCCCGUUUAAGUUGAAAUCUUCUUUAAAUAGUUUCUAUAGUUUGGAAACGGACGCAUUUCUGGAUAGGGAAAAAACCUCUCAAUAUAAUAUUACUGUUAUUGCUACAGACGAAGGUGAGCCAUCACUUUCAGCUUCACUAACAAUCACACUCGAGAUAAGCGAUAUCAAUGACAAUGCUCCAAAAUUCGAACAGCAACAUUACAAAACAUUUCUCAUGGAAAACAAUUCUCCGGGGUCUUCGUUUUUCUCAGUGAGAGCAACAGAUGAAGAUUUUGGCAUGAAUAGUAGAAUCUCAUAUUUCAUUCAAGAAGCCCGUAUACAGAACAUUUCUGUGUCUUCACUUGUUUCUAUUAACUCGGAUCAAGGCAUGCUGUAUGCCGUACGUUCAUUUGAUUAUGAGCAUUUGAGCCAUUUUCAAGUCUCAGUUACAGCUAAGGAUGGAGGCUCUCCGGCUCUCAGCACCACUGUCAUUAUAGAUGUUUUUGUUCAAGACCAGAAUGACAAUGCUCCAGAGAUUUUAUACCCAGUUUUGAAUAAAGGUUUCCCAAUGGCUGAAUUCAUACCUCGCACUGCUGAUGUUGGUUAUCUAGUAACAAAAAUUAUUGCUGUAGACAAAGAUUAUGGGCAGAAUGCUUGGCUUUCAUAUAAACUACUUAAAUCAACCGAGCAAAUUCUUUUUGAAGUCGGUUUACAUAAUGGAGAACUAAAAACCCUUCGACACGUUACGGAGAAAGAUUUUACUAAGCAAAGAUUAACAAUUUUAGUGGAGGACAACGGGCAGCCUCCUCUCUCAGCAACAGUUAGUGUUAACGUUGCCAUCACUGAUAACUUUGCAUUAGCGUUAUCAGAAUUUAACGAUCAUACUCAACAAAAGGACGAAGAUGGAGAGCUAACAUUUUACUUGGUGGUCUCACUAGUGAUAGUCUCUUUGCUUUUCAUCAUCUUCAUUAUCAUUAUAAUAUCUUUAACAUUGCACAAAUGGAGGCGUUCUAAACUUUUCAGCGAAUGCUCAGACAGGACACUGCCAGUUAUCCCGUAUUACCCACCCCGUUAUGCAGAAGUUGGAGCCACUGGGACUCUCUGUCACGUCUACAAUUACGAAGUGUGUCUCACAACAGAUUCUGGAAACAACGAAUUUAAAAAUGUCAAGCCUUUGGUCGUCGAUACUGAUCCUGCUGCAAACCAAAGUAAUGACUCCAUCUCAAAGAGUGAUUUAAUUGCAGAAGGUGAUCUUCUCCAGAUUGCCCUUCAAAAUCCCAUGGAAUUACAUCGAAUUGUGGUCGAAAUUGUGGAUAUUAAUGAUAAUGCCCCUUCGUUUCCGAGAGAAAGCACUGAAUUGGAAAUUAUUGAAUCUUCUAUUUCUGGAACACUGUUUUCACUGCCGAGUGCUUUAGAUAGCGAUGUAGAAGCUAAAGACAACGGGGGGCUCGUAGAUUCCUGUAAAGUAAUAGUAGAAGUGAUAGAUGUAAAUGACAACGUGCCAUUAAUAAGCCUUAUAUCGGUCUCUAGUCAGAUCUCCGAAGAUUCUUUACCUGGGACAACGAUAGCAAUGAUUAACGUUCAAGAUUAUGAUUCUGGAAGAAACGGUAAAGUCAAAUGUUUCGUUGUAAAUCCCAGUCCAUUUAAAGUGAAGACUACCUUAAACAAUUUUUACAGUUUAGAAACGGAUGCAUUUCUAGAUCGAGAAAAAAUUUCUCAAUAUAAUAUUACUGUUGUGGCUACAGACGAAGGUGAGCAGCCACUUUCUUCAUCUCAAACAAUCACACUCGAGAUAAGUGACAUCAAUGACAAUCCUCCAAAAUUCGAACAACAACAUUACAAGACAUUCAUAAUGGAAAACAAUUCUCCCGGGUCUUCAUUUUUUGCUGUGAGAGCCAAAGAUUUUGAUUCGGGUCUGAACAGUAGAAUUUCUUACUUUAUUCUAGAAACCCACAUCCAAAACUUUUCUGUCUCUUCCUAUGUAUCAAUUAAUUCAGAUGAAGGCGUCCUCUACGCAGUGCGUUCUUUCGAUUUUGAACAAAUACGCAAUUUUCAAGUCUCAGUUACAGCUAAGGAUGGGGGCUCGCCAGCGCUUAGUACCAGUGUCAUUAUAGAUGUGUUUGUUCAAGACCAGAAUGACAAUGCCCCAGAGAUUUUAUACCCAGUUUUCAAUAAAGGAUCUUUAGUAGCUGAAUUUAUACCUCGUGGCGCAGAAGUUGGCUAUCUUGUUUCAAAAGUCAUUGCUGUUGAUAACGACUUCGGGCAAAAUGCUUGGCUUUCCUACAGAAUUGUUAAGUCCACCGAUCCGACAAUAUUUGAAGUCGGCUUACACAAUGGGGAACUGAGAACACUUAGACAAAUUACGGAAAAGGACUCUUCUAAGCAAAGAUUUACUAUUGUGGUGGAGGACAGCGGACAGCCUUCUCAUUCAGCUACAGCUACGGUCAACGUUGCCAUCACAGAUAACUUUGCGGCGGCGCUUUUAGAAUUUAAUGAUGUUACACAGGAUUUGUCCGGUGAUGAUAAUCUUACGCUCUACUUAACCCUCUCUUUAGUGACUAUUUCAUUUCUUUUUAUUAUUUUAAUUAUACUUGUUAUAUCUGUAAAAAUUCACAAGUGGAGACGUUCGAAAUUUUUCAACGAAUGCUCAAAUGGCACUCCUCCGGUAAUUCCCUAUUACCCGCCACGCUAUGCAGAAGUGGGAGCUACUGGAACUCUUUGUCAUGUCUACAAUUAUGAGGUCUGCCUGACAGAAGAUUCUGGAAACACCACACUUAAAUAUGUAAAACCGUUGGUCGGGGAUGCUUUGAAAAUGGACUUUGGUGGAGCCGAAACAAAGAGCCGGAAUAUUAGGAGUGAUUUAGCUGGAGAAGACGACAUAAUUCAGGUCCGUUAUUCUGUUCCAGAGGAAAUGGUGAGGGGAACGUUGGUAGGUAACAUAGCAAAAGACCUGGGGGUAGAUAGCCAGAGACUGAAAACAGGCAGGGCUCGUGUUUAUACAGAAGAGGGCACGGAAUAUAUUGAGCUAAAUGUAAAUAAAGGGUUAUUGGUUAUUAAAGAAAGAAUAGACAGAGAGCAACUGUGUGGAAAAAUAACACCCUGCUCCUUAAAUUAUCAGGUAGUCCUUGAAUCUCCGAUGGAAUUGCACCGUGUAUCCAUCGAAAUAAUUGAUAUUAACGAUAAUGAUCCAACGUUUGAAAGUCAAAGUUUUCAGUUAGAAAUAAUCGAGUCUUCUCUGUCAGGAGCAUUGUUUUCAUUGCCAAGUGCUGUAGAUAGUGAUGUAGGUAUAAACGGCCUGAAAGCAUACGCUAUCACGCCUAAUGAUCAUUUUACAUUAAAAUUAGGCUCGGGAUCUGAUGGCGGCAGUUCUGUGAGUUUAUUAUUAGAAACGCUUUUGGACAGAGAAACACAGGACGAGCAUGUUUUGCUUUUAACUGCUGUUGAUGGAGGGGAACCUCAGCGAUCUGGUACAGUUGAAAUUAAAAUUAUAGUGCUCGAUGCUAAUGACAAUGCUCCCAUUUUUACUCAGCAGCUUUAUAAAGCGGCGGUCUUGGAGAAUUCUCCAAAGGGCUCUGUGCUGAUUACAGUCAGCGCAUAUGACGCAGACAAAGAUAUGAACGGGAAAAUAAAAUAUUUUACAUCGCAUAUCUCAAAUAAUGCUCAGAAUUUAUUUGAAAUUAAUCCAGACACUGGAGAAAUUAAACUGGUUGGCCCAACUGAUUAUGAAAAUGAUAAAAUGUAUGAAAUUACGGUGCAUGCCAAGGAUUAUGGGGGUCACGUGAGUUCUAGCAAAGUGAUAAUUGAAAUCGUUGAUGUAAACGACAAUGCGCCGACUUUAAAUCUAAUGUCACUUUCAAAUCAAAUCUCUGAAGACUCGUUACCUGGGACCGUAAUAGCAAUGAUUAAUGUUCAAGAUGGAGACUCGGAAAAAAAUGGGAAAGUCAGUUGCUUUAUAGAUACUGACAUUCCCUUCAGAUUAAUAUCUUCUUUAGAUAAUAUCUAUACUUUAGAAACCGACGCAUUUCUUGACCGCGAAAAAAUACCACACUUUAAUAUUACUAUUGUUGCCAGAGACGAAGGCGAGCCGCCACUCUCUGCUACUCAUACAAUCACAUUAGAGAUAAGUGAUGUAAAUGAUAAUCCUCCGAAUUUCGAAGAGCUGCAAUACAAAACAUACAUAAUGGAAAAUAAUUCCCCGGGAUCUUCGUUCUUUUAUGUGCGAGCUAAAGAUGACGAUUCCGGUAUCAACGGUAGAAUUUCUUACUUCAUUCAAGAGACUAGUAUAAACAACUUCGUGAUAUCUUCAUUGGUUUCCAUUAAUGCUGAUGAAGGUGUUCUUUAUGCCGUACGCUCAUUUGAUUACGAGCAAAUGAAACACUUUCAGAUUUCGGUUAUAGCUAAGGAUGCGGGAUCUCCAACUCUCAGUUCCAGCGUCAUUAUUGAUGUAUUUGUUCAAGACCAGAAUGACAAUGCUCCAGAUAUCUUAUACCCAGUUCUGAAUAAAGGUUUUCUAGUGGCUGAAUUCUUACCUCGCUCUGCAGAUAUUGGAUAUCUGGUUACAAAAGUUAUUGCUGUAGACAAAGAUUCGGAGCGGAAUGCUUGGCUUUCUUACAAAAUCGUCAAAUCUAAUGACCAGACACUUUUUGACGUGGGUGUGUAUAACGGCGAAUUGAGAACUCUUAGACAAAUUACAGAGAAAGAUUCCACAAAACAACGAUUAACUAUUUCAGUAGAAGACAGCGGAGAACCUUCUCACUCAGCAACAGUUACUGUCAACAUUGCCAUCACUGACAACUUUGCACUAGCGCUUUCAGAAUUCAACGAUUUUACUCAAGAGCAGGUUGCUGAAGGGGAUCUUACAUUUUUCUUGGUGAUCUCUUUAGUGAUAGUCUCCUUUCUAUUUAUUACAUUCAUUAUUGUUUUGACGUCGUUAAAAUUCUACAAAUGGAGACGUUCAAAAUAUUUUAACGAAUGCUCGAAUGGUACCCUGCCCGUAAUUCCUUAUUAUCCUCCUCGUUAUGCGGAAGUGGGAGCCACGGGAACUCUUUGUCACGUUUACAACUAUGAAGUCUGCCUUUCAACGGAUUCUGGAAACGGCGAAUUUAAAUAUGUAAAAUCUUUGAACGGAGAUGCUGUGGAUACUGAAAAGGAGACAAAGAGUCCCGUCUGUGAAUCGAUUUCAGAGGAUGAUGUUCUGCAGGUAAGUUACACUUUAGCUUGCAGGAAAUUAGAAGUACGAAUAUCUGUCACUCUAGCACUCUUUGGUGCUGCUUACAGCACUCUGUUUGAUAAAGAUUACUUAAUUUGAAUGUACAGAUUUUUUUUAAUUCAUCCAUGCGUGUUGUUUGAACAUGUCCCUGUAACACUCCUGAAAGGGA
Molecule: messenger RNA, 11363 nt
Organism: Erpetoichthys calabaricus (reedfish)
Lineage: Eukaryota; Metazoa; Chordata; Cladistia; Polypteriformes; Polypteridae
Exons: 7
Coding region: 11-11293 (3760 amino acids)
Biological process (GO): homophilic cell-cell adhesion
Cellular component (GO): plasma membrane
Molecular function (GO): calcium ion binding
Source: RefSeq, a predicted model, not a curated record